Messenger RNA from Heteronotia binoei (common prickly gecko), 1681 nucleotides. RefSeq names its product pyruvate dehydrogenase E1 subunit beta (gene PDHB). Gene Ontology annotation, molecular function: pyruvate dehydrogenase (acetyl-transferring) activity. Gene Ontology annotation, biological process: pyruvate decarboxylation to acetyl-CoA. The coding region runs from base 243 to 1346 and encodes 367 amino acids. The record is from RefSeq and is a predicted model, not a curated record. NCBI's taxonomy places the organism in Eukaryota, Metazoa, Chordata, Lepidosauria, Squamata, Gekkonidae. The transcript is spliced from 9 exons.
GCACUGGGCUUCCUACACCGCCCGGGAAAUGAGGGUUAAGCCUACAAUGCUUUUCCUGUCACCUCGACCAAUGCGUUAAAAUAAGGGCGGAAGUGAGCCCUGUACAGCGUCAAGUGGGAUCCCCAUCGUUCUAACUUGUAGUCCUGCCCACUCUCUUUUCCCGCUGGUUGCCAGGCAACAAGAGACCCCGGGGCGGGGUGUGAGGGUUACGCCGAGACGUUCAGGUUGAGGGCACAUCCAAGAUGGCGACAGCAGCAGGGACAUUGAGGUGUUUGGUCCGGUGCAACCAGCUGGUGGUAGCCGGGCGCCUUCCCGGACCCCCGCGGCGGGCCUUCCACGCCUCAGUGUCCGCUGCUGCUCAGAUGACUGUCCGCGAUGCUUUAAAUCAGGCCUUGGAUGAGGAACUAGAGAGGGACGAGAAAGUUUUCUUGCUUGGGGAGGAAGUGGCUCAGUAUGAUGGUGCAUACAAGAUUAGCAGAGGACUCUGGAAGAAAUUCGGUGAUAAGAGGGUAAUUGACACUCCUAUAUCAGAGAUGGGAUUUACUGGAAUUGCUGUAGGUGCUGCUAUGGCUGGCUUGAGGCCCAUUUGUGAAUUCAUGACCUUCAACUUCUCAAUGCAAGCCAUUGACCAGAUCAUAAACUCGGCUGCCAAAACCCACUACAUGUCUGCAGGGUUGGUGCCUGUGCCCAUUGUCUUCAGGGGUCCCAACGGAGCCUCGGCAGGAGUAGCAGCCCAGCAUUCGCAGUGCUUUGCAGCUUGGUACGGGCACUGUCCCGGAUUGAAAGUAGUGAGUCCUUGGAGUUCAGAGGAUGCAAAAGGUCUCCUUAAAUCAUCGGUCCGGGAUGAUAAUCCAGUUGUAAUGCUGGAAAAUGAACUGAUGUAUGGUGUUCCCUUUGAAAUGUCUGAGGAAGCUCUGUCAAAGGACUUUCUUAUUCCUAUUGGAAAGGCUAAGGUAGAAAAACAAGGAACCCACCUUACUUUAGUGUCUCAUUCUCGAUGUGUUGGCCACUGUAUGGAAGCAGCCGCUGUUCUUGCCAAAGAUGGGGUGGAAUGUGAGGUAAUAAAUCUUCGUACUAUUAGACCUAUAGAUAUUGAUACCAUUGAAGCCAGUGUUGUGAAGACAAAUCAUCUUGUAACAGUUGAAGGGGGCUGGCCACAGUUUGGAGUGGGAGCUGAGAUAUGUGCCAGGAUUAUGGAAGGUCCUGCUUUCAACCACUUGGACGCUCCAGUUGUUCGUGUCACUGGUGCAGACGUUCCUAUGCCUUACGCAAAGACUUUGGAGGAGAACUGCCUACCUCAAGUAAAGGAUAUAAUACUAGCAGCGAAGAAAACCCUAAAUAUCUAGGUUUGGUGUAUAUAUUUAAGUGCUUCUUCUGGACUUAAGUCUGUAAAAAUAUUUAUGGAAUGCAUUUAUUAUAUUGUAAGCUGGAAAAGGGUGGAGGGCCUAUAUAGUGCCUCCCAUCCUACUUCGAAGAAGAAAAUACAAAGGGAGAAUUGACAGACUUAACCUUUUGUAAUUUGUAUUUUAUGUAAAGAACUCUCAUUGUAAGACAAUGUUCUUGUUUAUCAUUGCACAACUGAAUCAGUCUCAUUCUAAGCGACAUCCCUAAAUAUAUCAUCAAGACUCUUUAUGCUCAUUUUGUAAUCUGAAAAGCAUGAAAUAAAUAACAUGAACAAAAA